GCCACCCCAAACCUAUCCAAGGUCAGGGGUUAAUAUAUAAAGGGACCCUCUUCAUCCACUGAACCUGUGUUUGGCCCCAUGUUUAUCAAAGGCAUUAGAACACUCAAACGUUUCCCCGUGCUUGGAUUCUUAUCCAGCAAUAAUAACUCACUCGCCGCCUUCCAAAUUAGAGCAUCUUCCACCCUCAUGGACGGUCCCAGAGGCGCCGAUGGCGCCCACCCAUAUGCCUCCAUGGCUGGGAAGCUGGAUCCCAAACUCCUCAAGGCCCUCGAUGUCAUGGGCUUUCAGUCUAUGACGCCUGUCCAGCACCGUGUUUUGACCGCACUGCCGGAUCUGCGCAAAGACUGUCUUGUCCAGGCCAAAACGGGUACGGGGAAAACGCUCGCCUUUCUGCUCCCUGCCUUGCACUGCCUGCUGCAGGGUACUGCGGCGGCCCCGAGAGGCCAGGUCGCUAUCCUGAUCAUCACCCCCACGCGAGAACUCGCCCAGCAAGUGGCAACAUCAUGUGAUCAACUAACAUCGCAACUCGACCAACCUCUUAAGUGUGCAACUGCAGUUGGUGGUACGGCCCGCGCUUCUGCGUAUUCGCGCUUCCUGAAAGAUACCCCAACUGUUCUUGUAGCAACCCCCGGGCGACUCAAGGACUAUCUGUCCGACGCCCACGCGGCUGACAAGCUGUCGAACAUCCAAACCCUGAUCCUGGACGAAGCCGACACCAUGCUGGAGACCGGUUUCCUCGCUGAUGUGAAGGAAAUCCUCAGACUUCUCCCCCACAAGAACACGGGCUGGCAAGGCAUGUGCUUCUCGGCCACCGUUCCUCCCAAGGUCCGGGAUGUCGUCAAGGUGGUGUUGAAGCCAGGCUACAGUGACAUUUCGACGAUUGAAAAGAACGAGACCCCAACGCACGAGCGAGUGCCCCAGUACCACAUGAUUAUGCCCAGUGUCGGAGAUACCUUCAACAUGACCGCCGCCAUUAUCCAGCACGAGACCAAGAACUGCUCCAAGAUCAUUGUUUUCGGUCCCACUUCAUACGUAGUGGCAAUGUUCGGAGAUCUAUUUGCUCAAGGCUUGGUCAACAUGCCGGUCUACCAAAUCCAUUCCAGACUCAACCAGUCCUCGCGUACGAGGACCACGGAGCAAUUCAAGAACGCGACGUCCGGAAUCCUGUUCGCCUCGGAUGUGGUUGGUCGUGGUAUGGAUUUCCCCAACGUCGACUUGGUCAUCCAGAUCGGCUUGCCCUCGAACACCGACCAGUACAUUCACCGUGUCGGUCGUACCGCCCGUGCUGGUAACGAUGGUCGCGCUAUCAUCCUGUUCACGGAACCAGAGAGCUUCUUCAUCAAGGCUUACCCCUUCUUGCCCAUCAAGCCCCAUCCCGACACCGAGGCGAUCGCCGCGAGCGUUCCCUUCCACGCCACGAAAGUCACUCAGAUUAUGCACGGCCUUGACGAAACGGCGAAGGACCGCGCCUAUCGGUCUUACCUGGGUUUCUUUGCUGGAUCGCCUUGGAUGAAGCGUAUGCGGCUGGAUAAGCCCGGCCUUGUUCGCAUGGCGAACGACUUCGCUAUGGAUGCCAUGGCCUGUCCUGAACCGCCAAUCGUUGAGAAGAAGACUGCUGGUAAGAUGGGCUUGAAGGGCGUUCCCGGAUUGAACUAUGGGAACGGAAGUGAGGUUCGCCCCUCUACCAAGCCGCGCGUCCACAGAGGUGCCGUCGAGAAGAACCGGGCAGAGGGCCGUGAACAACGUCGUGAAGGAGGUGGAGGACGUGAAGGGCGUGAAGGGCGUGAAGGACACGGACGUCAAGGCGGCAGAGGGCAUGGACGGGGUGGAAGAGGGCAUGGACGGGGUGGAAGAGCUGGAGGUUCGAUGGAUAUGUAAGCCAGACGGGGGCACACAUUUGGGAAGUUGGAGAAGAUGAUCGGUGACUACCAUACAUAAGUCGUUUUACAGCGCGCUGAAGUUUUCAAGAUUAGGGAGUUUCGGUCGGCAGGCGAUCGGUUACUUGGAAGUUCAUAUCUCACCCAAGUAUCAAUAGACAUUCAAAGAAUCACAGUUCACUAAUUCCCAAA
Molecule: messenger RNA, 2069 nt
Organism: Aspergillus heteromorphus CBS 117.55
Lineage: Eukaryota; Fungi; Ascomycota; Eurotiomycetes; Eurotiales; Aspergillaceae
Product: DEAD/DEAH box helicase
Exons: 1
Coding region: 187-1878 (563 amino acids)
Cellular component (GO): mitochondrion
Molecular function (GO): nucleic acid binding; ATP binding
Source: RefSeq, a predicted model, not a curated record